Theobroma umbraticum is the source of this 696-nucleotide messenger RNA. RefSeq names its product phospho-2-dehydro-3-deoxyheptonate aldolase 1, chloroplastic-like. NCBI's taxonomy places the organism in Eukaryota, Viridiplantae, Streptophyta, Magnoliopsida, Malvales, Malvaceae. Gene Ontology annotation, biological process: aromatic amino acid biosynthetic process. The record is from RefSeq and is a predicted model, not a curated record. Gene Ontology annotation, molecular function: 3-deoxy-7-phosphoheptulonate synthase activity.
AUGAAAACAACUGAAUGCUGGACAUCUCAUGAGUGCUUGCUUUUGCCCUAUGAACAAGCACUAACUAGGCUGGAUUCAACUUCUGGCCUGUACUAUGACUGCUCUGCUCACAUGGUUUGGUGUGAGCGAACCCAGAAGCUGGAUGGUGCCCAUGUAGAGUUUCUGAGAGGAAUUGCCAAUCCACUAGGCAGAAAGGUUAGCGAUAAAAUGGAUCCAAAUGAACUAGUUAAGCUCAUUGGAAUACUGAAUCCUCAUAACAAGCCAGGUAGAAUAACAAUCAUCACGAGAAUGGGAGCUGAGAACAUGAAAGUCAAGCUUCCGCAUUUGAUCAGGGCAGUCGGCAGGGCAGGCCACAUUGUCAGUUUCUGCGAACCAAUGCAUGGGAACACUACUGAGGCACCAUGUGGACUCAAAACCCGUGCCUUUGAUGCAAUUCUGGCCGAGGUGCGAGCAUUCUUCGAUGUCCAUGAGCAGGAAGGGAGUCACCCUGGAGGCAUCCAUCUCGAAGUGACAGGGCAAAACGUGACUGAGUGAAUUGAAGGGUCUCAGAGAGUGACAUAUGAUGAUGACUUAAGCUCAUGUUAUUUUUGCACACGGUGUGACCCAAGGCUUAAUGCUUCUGAGUCUCUGGAGCUGGCUUUCAUCAUUGCUGAGCGACUAAGGAGCCAAAGAAUUGGGCUUUCCUUGGGCCUUUAA